Molecule: messenger RNA, 1614 nt
Organism: Thermochaetoides thermophila DSM 1495
Lineage: Eukaryota; Fungi; Ascomycota; Sordariomycetes; Sordariales; Chaetomiaceae
Product: DNA primase-like protein
Exons: 4
Coding region: 1-1614 (537 amino acids)
Biological process (GO): DNA replication, synthesis of primer
Cellular component (GO): alpha DNA polymerase:primase complex
Source: RefSeq, a predicted model, not a curated record
AUGUCUAGCCCAGCUCCCACCAGCCCGCUCGCCGUCGAAGAGCCUAAAGCAGCUAUGCAGCCAGACUCGCCGAAAGAAGUUCAGGAUGUUGAAAUGACAGAUGCCACGGAAGCAGAGGCCAAUACCAAUAGCGAGAGACCAAAUGACGCUUCCGGUGUCAACGAAAGCAAGGCCGAUACGCUCGAUGUCAAGCUAAAUACAACGACAAAGGCCCCGCCAAUCAAAUUGGAGGAAUUGUUCGACGGGUUCGAUUCGGACGACGAUGAAUUCCCUACGUCAAGCCAGCCAGAUGAACAGCGCCAAUCUUCCCCGGACUCGGGCCCAGUCAUCAGUACCGAGCUUCUACGAACUUUUUACCAACGGUUCUUCCCCUGGAGGUAUAUGUUUCAGUGGCUGAACCAUAGUCCAACUCCCACAAACGACUUCAAGCAUCGCGAGUUCUCUUUGUGGUUACCCAAUGAAGCUGUGCUUCGUUACCAGUCAUACACGAGCGCAGACGAGUUCCGUGCGGAAGUUCUGCGUGUGAUGCCCGCCCGUAUCGAAAUUGGCCCCGUCUACACGGCCAACCCGAAGGAUCGCAAAUUAUUCCGCAACUCAACAGUGUUCCGGCCUCUCGCAAAGGAGCUAUGCUUCGAUAUCGACUUGACAGACUAUGACGACAUCAGAACAUGCUGUGACAAAGCCAAAAUUUGCAUUAAGUGCUGGCAGUUUAUCACCAUGGCCAUCAAGGUCCUGGAUACCGCGCUGAGGGAUGACUUUGGUUUCAAGCACAUCCUCUGGGUUUACUCCGGUCGUCGUGGUGCCCACGCAUGGGUUUGCGACAAGCAAGCGAGGAUCCUCAACGAUGAACAGCGGAAAGCGAUCACGGGCUACUUCGAGGUCUUGACGGGUGGUCAACAAAGUGGGAAGAGGGUUAAUCUCCGUCGUCCGCUGCAUCCCCAUCUCUCUCGAAGCUUAGACAUCCUCAAAGACCACUUCCAACACGACGUCCUCGAAAAACAAGACCCCUGGUCUGACUCCGACAAAGCCUCCGUUCUUCUCAACCAGAUCCCCGACCCCAGCCUGCGCGAAGCGCUCCGUAGAAAAUGGGAUUCUUCCCCCGGACGCCCAUCCGCUCUGAAAUGGGCCGACAUCGACGCCCUUGCCCAAUCCAGUGCCAGCUCCUCGCUCGACGCUAAGGACCUACUCGACGCAAAACAGGACAUUGUCCUCGAACACACAUACCCCCGUCUGGACGUCGGCGUCACCCAGAAGCUAAACCACUUGCUCAAGAGCCCGUUCGUGGUGCACCCGGGCACAGGGAGGAUCUGCGUGCCCAUCGAUACGCGCACGCAAGCCGCGUUCGAGGCGUUUGAUCCGCUGGCGGUUCCGACGCUGCCGCAGAUCGUGAGGGAGGUAGAUGCGUGGGAGAAGCAGCAGGCUACUGCAGCGAAUGGGGAUGGGGAGGGGAGGCGUUUGCAGGAUUGGGAGAAGACGAGUUUGAAGCCAUAUAUUGAGUAUUUUAGGUGGUUUGUGCUGGGGUUGAUGAAGGAUGAGAGGGAAAGCGGGAUCAAGAGGGAGAGGGAAGAUGAUGAUGAGGAUAGGAUGAUCAAGGCUGAGGAUUUAGAAUUCUAG